Caenorhabditis auriculariae is the source of this 3916-nucleotide messenger RNA. NCBI's taxonomy places the organism in Eukaryota, Metazoa, Nematoda, Chromadorea, Rhabditida, Rhabditidae. The record is from the annotation of a GenBank genome assembly.
AUGCUGUCGUUGCCGCUGCGGCGGGCGGCGUUGUCCUCUUGUAGGACGGCUUCUGCCGCCGGCUCCAAGUCGCGCAUCGCCACGGGUUCAGCUGCAUUUUCAGCGCCUCUACAGGUUGAUAGUUCGAAAACUUGGAUCGUAGGAAAAACCUGUGGCUCAAAGAGAAGUGAAAUUACCAAAGGAGAUUUUAAUUUUUCGGGGGUUCCUCAAAGCGGCCAGAACAUAUUUACUGUUCGAGAAAAAAUCCCUGCUGAAUUUUCGAGUUUCCAAAUUCUUUUGCUAUGAAUAAAAAAACUUCUCUUCCUUCAAAAACAUAAUUUGAAUAGAUUUUAAUGGCUUGAUUGAGAAAAUCAAUAUCCGGUUAUGGAUUCUUGAACUGAAUCCUUUGACAUGUGAAGAUUCGUUCUCACUUAUCUCACGAAGCAAUUUUUCUGCAUAUUUGUUGAAAACCUCAAAUUUUUGAUCUUUAAACCCGAAUUUAUCGUAUUAUACUCAUGGACUAUAAUGACUCAUACGGCCACUGUUUAGAAAAAAAUUUUUCUUGGCUUUCAUAAAGAAUACAGAAGUUAGUAGUCUUUUCAUGUAUAUAUCAGUAUUCUGAAAAUGAUAAAGAUUCUUCCGACUAUUGUUCCAAUUUCAUUUUAGGUACGAAAUAUAUCGGCAGGUGACAUUUUCCGGUCAACAGAUGUACCGGUUCGUUGAGAAUCUCUCAUCUUGUCCACUUGAAAAUUUCUGUUUCUCAGCUAUCGGCAGACAUUCCACCGCUGCCAGUUCCACCAUUACCAGGCCGAACCAUUGAAGAUAUGGUUUCGGUAAGUUUUUCUUCUACAAUGGGUUUCGAAAAUUAGGAACUCCAUUAUUUACAAACCUUUUGGAAAAGCUCUCAAAUUCUUUUUGCUUCCUAUUUCUCAUUUAAUUCAUUCAACCCGUUCAAAUAAUAUUUUAUAAAAGUCUCUAGAGCCUCCAAAAAAAUGAGAAUCUUCUCAAGUUUAAUUUCAUGUUCAAUUGGCUAUUAAAAAGAGUAAAUUUUGAUUUCAAAACAUCGUAUUGCAUUUCGUGACGUUUUCGUUUUUAUCAAAAGGGAUACCUAUCUCUAGAAUUGGUGUCAAAUUGGUGGGAAAAUGCUAUAUUUCGGUCGUUUUUAGGGUGUAUAUACGGGAGCGUUUUCUAUUUCCGCGUUUUUCUCAUUUUGAUUUUUAUUGAAACUUAUUAUAAAGAAAGGAAGCGGUAAGCAUCAAAUAUCCAUUAUAAUUUUUUAAAAAGCAAAGAAGCGAUUUGAUAAAACGCGCCCAGGUUCUAGCACUUUUUUUUUGAAGCGUCCGCGGCAAACACUAGUUAUGGCAAAGUUUUUGGUUUCAGGCUGGCGAAUCAGUUCUUGAUGAGCUGGGACUGAUCUCCUGGUGGAAGCCGUCGAGUUAUUUCCGAAUGGCUCUCGAGGGAAUCCAUACUUAUUGCGACCUUCCUUGGUGGGCCACUAUUGUCACAGGUGAAUAUUCAACCUUGGAAAGAACGAGAAAAAAUUCUUUAGACUAAAAUUAGAAUAUGUGGUUUGUUGCUUUUGAAAUAACUACUCGAAAGACGUUUUUGAAAAACUUAAAGUUUUUUUUUCUAUCAUCACUUUCAAAUUUUUAGUCCAGUUUCAUUUUCUCUUUUCGUUAGUGGCUGAUUGUAUUCUACUGAGAUCCCUACCUUCGAAAUAUUUUUUUCUCAAAGUUAAGUAUCUUUUUGCCAAUGUAAGCGCUUUCGAAGUACGACAGCUUUUUUUCAUUUUCCAAAACUUUCGUUCUUGGCUUGGAAGAAAAUAAAAUAAACUGUUUUUAUAGGCUCACAGGUAAAACAAAAAGAAAAGAAAAAAAAUUAUGGAUUUUCAAAAAACCCAUUAAAAAAAGGGAAUUUCCCGCAACUCAAAACUUGAAAGAAAAAAUAAUAAUUUCUCAGAGAAUCUAAUCUGCUUCGUUGUAGUCGACAUUCAAUUUCUGACAGAAGUGAUCACUGAGAAACUCUAAGUUUUGAAAACUUGAUUUCUGCUCACUAGGAAACUUUUUUAGCCCCCCGCUGAAUUUUCAAUGAAGCUUUGCUGAAGUGUACUUUAGGAGCUCUUGAUUUCAGAACAAGGAACAAACUUCUCAAAAAAAAAUCUGCGAUUCGAGUUAGAACGCUUCAAACGCUUGGAAAAGAACUUUUUUGUCAUUAUUUGCGUAUUUUGCAAAGUUUGAAGAUCAAAAUUGAGGACAAGAUCUAUUGUGAGUAUUUUUUUUCUUUUCUGGAUUCAGGAGGUCCUAACGUACACUUCAGAAAAGCUUCAACAAAAGUUGAACUAGGGCCUAAAAACGUUCCUUCACAAAAAAGUUUUUUAGCAUUUUCCAAACGGGAAUGACAUCUCUAGAGAGCUGCUUGCAAGAAAAAGUUGCAGCGACGGUGGCUCUCCGACUGCUGCUCAUCGGGGUGCCGGUGAUGUCUCAGAAGCUGGUGGCGAAGCAGAGCAGAUACCGCAAGGAGCUGAACGAGUUCAAGAACAGGAUCGAAGACGCGCGCAAAGAAGGCAACAACCUCCUCCAGCAGCAGAUUUUCCUCGAACAGCGCGACUUUCUCAAGUCGAAAGACAUCAGAAUGGGCCGCCAACUUGGCGUCCUUCUGGCCAACGGCACCGUCUUCGCCACGCAAUUCUUCGCCAUCAAGAAAAUGGUCGAAGUUGGUUUUAAAAUGGUAGAUGAGCACGAGAUCCGUCCUUCUUGAGGUCAACUACCCUGGGUUGUCCACUGGAGGAACGGCUUGGUUCACCGAUUUGACCGUCUCCGAUCCCUAUUAUGCACUGCCGCUGAUCUCCGCUCUCACCAUGGCUGCCGUCACCAAAGUUUCCAACUUGAAGAAAAUUAUUGACUUUUUCGGUUAAAAACGAACGUUAGCUAGAGAUUUCACGUGUUCCACGGGAAGAAUUCACAAAGUAGGUGAUUUCGCUUUGCAUUUCUUGCUGCAAAUUGGCUAGUUUUGCGGUGCUGAAAAAUUGUGAAAGAUUAACUCUGUGAAAUUCACGAGAUUUUAAUAGAGAAGCUUGAGAUCCACAGGUUUCGAUGGCUUCAAGAUGUCUCUUUCCAGCAAAAUCCUGACCGCAAAGUGAAAUGACUUUCCUUUGCUAUAGAGAACUUAAGGAGGAACACAUGAUUGUGCUUCCGUCCAUAAGUGGAAUGAGACCUCAAGUAAAAGUCGAGGAACUCAGGUGGGAAUCGAAAUGGGCACGUCUUCGGACCAGAUGCCCCCGACGAUGCGCGUCUUCAUGCAGUACGGCCUGCCUGUCAUCAUUUUCGGCGUUUCCUCUCAAUUUUCCUCGGUUUUCCCGUUUCUACUCACUCUCCCGUUUAAUAUUCAUUUUCCAGGCCCUCUGUGUAUAUUGGUGUACUUCAAACGCCAUGUCUUUGAUCUAUUCAGCUGCAUUUAAAGCACAGCCAAUCAGAAAUGUUCCUCUUAUUUCCAUUGAAAAUUCACAAUGGAAGUUUUCAGGUGUUUGGCAUCCCUCCAGUAGUGCCAGCGCCGCCGACUGCCGGCAAAAAAUCGGCUUUCAGUGAAGCUUUGCAGAAUUAUAGAGGUUUGUGGGAGAGACAAGUCUGAAAUUCUUGAUAAAAGGAAUAUUAGGCUAGCUAGUUUUCAAAAGCUGGCCUGUGGAACCUCGCUUUUCUGCACUUUUUGCGAGAAACUUUAAAAUUUCCGUCGUUUAGAAAUAGGAAAUCGGGCACAUUUUUGAAUCUUAAAAAAACUUUGAUUCACUUCCAGAAAAUCCCAGAGUUCAGAGCAAAACCUUCUUACUAGAAAAAUGAAUAGAAGUUCAGAAGGGAAAGCGGCGCCGCCGUCGCUGGCAGACCUGCGACAAAAAGACGCGACGUCGUUCAAAAAAGCCGGUCGCGGCAAACCCAUCACUUAA